Molecule: messenger RNA, 984 nt
Organism: Penicillium olsonii
Lineage: Eukaryota; Fungi; Ascomycota; Eurotiomycetes; Eurotiales; Aspergillaceae
Source: the annotation of a GenBank genome assembly
AUGCCGGAUCCGCCACGGCGCAUUAUCAUGGAGAAAUCCAGUACUGUUAAACGCCGGUGGCAGCGCAGCAAUCAACGAUUCGAGUUCACGCCGGCCGAGAUCGCGCGACUAGACCGCGAUGAAGCACGAGCAAAGAAAGCGAAGCAGCUCCGCGAGAAGGAAAAGAAACGCAUCGCUAAUAAGAAACGAAAAGCUGAGCAAGAGGCACGCGCUCGCGAGGAGCGGCGUCGCGGCAUCGCCCAUCAGGAUGCACCCCGCCCUCCAUCGAGCCAGCCACUACUUUCAAUGUUCCUGGGGGCAGGGAAAUCCACAUCUGCUGCGCCUGAGCCUGCGCCUGCCCCCGCUCCUACACAUACAACUACCGAGACAGAGCCGCAUGGAACUAAAGAGGACACGGACCCCGGGAAUGCGUCUGGCGAUACGGAAGCCGAAUCAGACGCGUUCGAUGACUUGGAUGAAGAAUUGGAACUAGAGGAAAAUGGAUUACCUGAAAUGGGCGCGGGGAUUGUGGAUUCCACAAAAUCCGCGACUACGGAGAAAGCUAGUAUUCCUGACGACGAUGAGUUUUCGGACUGUUCGGUCUUUGACGAUAUCAUCAACCAAGCUGAGGCGACGGCUUCACGAACGACUGGCGGAAAGGAUGAGGAUUCAAAUAACCCUGCCUUGCCUGAGCCACCUAUUGCCCAGGUUCCCUCCGAGCGACCGGGAACUGUCCCAUCAUUAUCUCUAGAAUCCUCGUUUGGGGAUUCCUUGGGUUACGAUGCCGCAGAUUUCCUCGAAGCCGAGGAAGCCAUCACACGUGCCCACGAGAGUAAAGCUCCGCUGCAAGCAACUUCAUUCCUGCAGCCUUUAGAGCAACCGCGCCAUGUGCCUGCAUUGGCAUCUUUUGGAGAUUCCUUCCGAGACGAGACUGCCGAUUGGAUUGAAGAGGCAUAUGCAUGCGGCAGCGGUGAUCUUUUCGUCUCUGGCAAGACAUCACAGUGA